UAAAAACCUCUGCUAUAGGGGGGUAGGAGAGAGAAGAGGAUCAAGAAAUGGAGGAGACAUCAGAGAAGAAGGUUACACAGGGAACAACACUCUUUGAUUGUCUUUGUAAUCCUUGCAGUUUUGUCCAUGAAGCUGUGAAGGCUAUGCUAAAGUGUUUGGGUUUUGAAUCUGAAACUGAGGCUGUGGACACUUCUAGUUCUUCAAGUUCAGAUCACCAAGAAGACAAGAAGGUCACCAAUGAACCAAGCUCCCAAGGCCAAGGGUCUUCUUCAACAACUGGACAAGCUAUAGAUCCAAUUUCAGCAGCAGAUCCAACAGUUGAUCCACCUGAAGCAAUGGCUUCUGGAAUGCCUACAAGGCCACCGAUUAAUACAGGAAGAGGUCCUCAGACUAACACCAGCACCUCUUAGCACUUCUUCGGUUUUCAGUCUCAUCUGUGUGGGUACUGCAGUAUCUACUGCAGUAUCUGUCACAUAUCUGAGUUGGGUUUGAUUGCUUUUUUUUUUUUGUUCUUUUCCUUUUCUGUUAAUUAAUGUAUGUGUAAGUAUUAGUAUUCUAUAACCACUGUACAUGUAGUGGGGUAAACAUUUGAUCUGAAUUUUCUUAAGCUUCAAUUAAACUUUAUUUUUGGGAAAUAUUUGUGAGGUUCGGUGUUUUGUAUCCAUUGUGCAAAGACAGGUUGUAAUUGUAUGACGAUAUCUGAAAAAACAUAUCUUGAGGAUGCCCUAAAACACUCGGAAUGAGUUGGAG
Messenger RNA from Ilex paraguariensis (yerba mate), 750 nucleotides. The record is from the annotation of a GenBank genome assembly. NCBI's taxonomy places the organism in Eukaryota, Viridiplantae, Streptophyta, Magnoliopsida, Aquifoliales, Aquifoliaceae.